Molecule: messenger RNA, 4532 nt
Organism: Brassica napus (rape)
Lineage: Eukaryota; Viridiplantae; Streptophyta; Magnoliopsida; Brassicales; Brassicaceae
Product: probable delta-aminolevulinic acid dehydratase 2, chloroplastic
Exons: 9
Coding region: 3197-4417 (406 amino acids)
Biological process (GO): heme biosynthetic process
Cellular component (GO): cytosol
Molecular function (GO): porphobilinogen synthase activity; zinc ion binding
Source: RefSeq, a predicted model, not a curated record
AUUGAAUUAUUUUUAACAUAGAUGAGUGAAUAUAGAUUGAGUCUUGAUAGCCUUCGGUUUAGGGUUUGGUAACAUAUGUUAUAGUAUUGUUAAAUUUUUAGGGUUAUAUUUUGAAAUCUUAUCUUUUUUUUAGUUUGACAUAUAUGUGUUUAAUGACUAUCUAAUUACUUGAUUAAAACACUUCAUAAGUUUCUUUUAACUUUAAGGAAGUGUUUUUGCUUAGUUAUUUGAUUAUAGGGUCUGAAAGACUCCAAUAAGACUUUGGUUUAGGGUUUAUUAAAAUAUGUUAUAGUAUUGUUUGUAUUUAGGGUUAAAUUUUAGAAUCUUAACUUUAAAAGAAAAAAAUUGACCUACAUGUGUUUAGUUUUGUGUAUGUUAAAUAUUUUAUAAGUUGAUUUUAAGUUUAAUGAAUUUUUUUUUGCUAUUUAGUUAGUUAUUUGAUUAGGUUAUAGUUUAGAAAACUUCUAGAAGACUUCCAAGAACUCUUUUGACAUAUUCCCGUCUAAAUUUUAGUAAAAUUUAGGUUUUCCGCCUAAAACAAAGUCUUAGGUUUCCCGCCUCAAGCAAAGUCUUCUAGAAGUCUUCUCAUGUGUUUUAUUUUAGGGUCUAGAAGUCUUCUGUAUCGAAAAUAUUUAACCAAAUUGAAUUUGUGUCUUUAUAUAUAAAGAAAAUUUAUACAUUUUCUUUAUUCCUCUCAAUUGGCUGCAACAAAAAUAUAAUGUUUCUCACUCUAUAACUCUCCAACCUCUUUCUAAUCUCUUUGAACAUCAAAACACCAAAUUUUAACUCAAUUUCUCUUAUUUUUCUUUUGUCUUCUCACUAAUAUAUCCCUUUUAUGUACGUUCUUUAUUACAUGGUUUUCAUUUUUCACUACUUCAAAGGUAGAUCUAUAAAUUUUGGAUAUGUAUUGUUGUGUGUUUUAUAUAUUAGAUUCUAAAAUGCUAUAGAUUCAACCUAAUGUGACUGUUUUUUUUAUUAUUAGAGCAUAAAAUUAUAUUUUUGAAGUUUUUCUCUAUUUCGAAGCCUUUUGAAUGUUUUUCGAAUUUGCAGGUUUUUCACAUGUGAGACAGACUUUGAAAGACUUCCCAGAAAACUCACUGAAGACUUCUUGAAAGACUUUAGGCAAGUCUUCUAAUGCAUUUUAUGAUAGAAGACUUCCCACAAAGUAUUCUAGAAGUCUUUAGAAGUCUUCUGCCCAAAGUGGUACAAAUUUUAGAUAUGUAUUUUGUGUGUUUUAUAUAUUAGAUUCUAAAAAGUUAUAGAUCCAACCUAAUUUUAUCGUUUUGUUUAUUAGUUAAGCAUAAAGAAUUUAUAUUUGAAGUUUUCUCUGUUUUGAAGUUAUUUGAAUGCUUUUGUAUAUGCAGAUCUUUUCAGAUCUGAGUUAGACUUUGGAAAACUUCUCAGAAGACUCUUGGAAAAAUUUCAGAAGACUCUUGAAAGAUUCUCGGAAGACUCUUGGAAGACUUUGCCAUAAUAUUUCCCAUGAAGUCUUUGGGAAGUCUUCCGAAGUCUUAUGCCCAAAGUGGUAACAAAGGAAUGAUGUCAAGUGAAGUCCAAGAUUAUCUAUGUGGAGGAACAAUAUCUAGCUCCAUGUGUAAUAGUUUUGUUUAUGGUCUGCUCUAUGAUUUGUAUGUGUACUAUUUUAGUUGUAAUUUUUUUUGUAAACUUGAAGAGAUGUUAAACAAAAAAAAUGUGGUAUAUAUGCUCAUGUUUUUUUCUAAAAGUACUUGACAUUAUUGAAGUUAUUGAUACAACAUUCAAAGAAAGUUUUUUAACAAUUCCACUCAUUCAUAACAAAACACAACAACACAAAAACUUUGUCAAAUUUACUAAAACUAAGAGAGAAGACUUCACAAGAAAACUUAGUCAAAUUCACAAAAGAUCAAACUUGAAUUUUAAGUGAAAAUUGAAAUUUUAAAUCUCAUGUAAGUUAAAAAUGAUAUCUUACGAUCUAAAAAGAUACAUUAAACCACAUGACUUGAUAUUCUUGAAGUUACUUAACACUUUUGAAAGUUAAAAACAUACCUUUAAGUUACUUAACACUCUUGAAAAUCUAAGUCUUCUAGAGAAGACUUCUUAAGAAGUCUUUUUGGAUUAGCUAAAAACAUUAGUAAACAUAAAUAUUUAAAAUCUCAUAAUUAUCACCAAAUAAGUUAUGAAUUUCAUCCAUGAGCCCAAAUAUUAACUAAUACACAUGAAUUAAUAAGAAAAUACUAAAAAUUCAUUUUAAUUGUAGAGAGAAUAAAAAUUUAUUAAACAUUAACGUAAAAUACUUCCGUAGAAGUCUUCAUAAAAAGAAAGAAAGAAAAUAUAAUGACAUUUUCGCAAAUAACUCGAAUUUUUAGAGUGAAUAAAGAAAAAAGGUUUUAAAAAGUAUAGAUUAUUUUGUGUUUGAUUUGAAAUUUUAGGUCAUAUAUAAAAAAACUCAUAAUUAACCGUGUAGAUCGUGUAUAUAAUCCAGUAAUUAAUAAAACAAUAAACAGUGUGGGUCGUGUAUAUAUAUGUGUGAAUAGAUACAUCACAUGUGGAUAGGUACAUCACAUAUGGAUAGGUACAACACAUGUGGAUAGGUACAUCACAUAGGAAAAUACGAUCACUCCUCUCUCUAAUAAAGCUCGGAUCAAAACGACUAAUCUCAGUUAACACGAUUAAUAUUAAUUGUACUUAUUGUUUUUAAUAUUAUUUUUUUAUGUCGAUAAAGCCCAGAUUAAAAAGACUAAUAUCAAAAUUCAUAUAAUUUUUUGUCAACUACAAGAUCUGUCCACACCAAAAUAUAUCGUAGAUUACCUAAGAUAAGAUAUAUGCUUAGAACAUGAUUAGUGGAAGUUCUUAUGGUGAAGUUUUUAGCUGAAUAUAAGAAAUUGUCAUUUAAUUUUUAACUAAAAAAAAGUUAAGAACCGGUUUUUAAAUAUCUAAGUCAAAUUCACAAUGAACUUUGAAUAGGAUUAUUUUACUUUUGUCAUGUUACAUGUAUAUUAGCUGCACGUUAGUAUCAUUGAUAUUCGCGGCCUAAAAUAAAAUAAUAUAACCUCAAAGAUUUCUUUUUUUUUUUCUUUUUUGAACUAAUUUUUAACCUCAAAGAUUUCACUCUUCAGAGCAAACCAAAAAAAGACUAUAAAUCAGACGUAUUACUCCCCGAGUAUUACAUCUUGCUUCAUACAAGAGUUUAUUUUUUCACAUUUUUCAGCAUAUAUACAUGACGUCGUCUAUGUUUAGAUCUCCUUGCAAAAUUCCGACAAUGAAAGCGUUUGAACAGAAGAGCUACUUGAGCCUGAACGCAGCAUCGUAUAACGUGAGAAUCAAUCCUUUCCGACGAACAGAAGUUUCUUGUCAACUGCAAGAGAUCGACUCCUCCAUGAAAUGGCCCGUAAUUGCUCACGAGGAGGUUCUGGUAAAGAGUAAACCAGCCGAGCCUGUGAUUCAUCAGCCUCUUCACCUAAGCAGACGUGCACGUCGUAACCGAAAGUCCCCUACUCAGAGAGCUGCCUUUCAAGAAACUAAUAUAUCUCCUGAUAAUUUCAUAUACCCGGUCUUCAUUCAUCAAGGUGAGGUAGACAUUCCGAUAAAAACGAUGCCCGGACGUUACAUGCUUGGCUGGAGACACGGCCUCAUUGAAGAAGUUGCAAAGGCAAGAGAUGUUGGUGUGAAUAGCAUAAUGUUGUAUCCAAAAGUUCCUGAUACGUUAAAGUCUCCAAUAGGAGAAGAGGCUUUCAACGACAAUGGUCUAGUGCAACGAGCAGUUGGUCUUCUUAAAGCUAGAUUCCCUGAUCUCGUUAUUUACACUGAUGUCAAUUUUGACGAGUACUCUUCUAGUGGCCAUGGUGGGAUCAUAGGAGAAGAUGGUGUGAUAUUGAACGAUGAAACGAUUCACCAACUGCGCAAACAAGCAGUUUCUCAGGCUCGAGCUGGAGCAGAUGUUGUUUGUACCAGUGAGAUGUUAGAUGGUCGUGUUGGUGCGGUUCGUGCAGCUCUGGAUGCUAAGGGUUUUCACCAUGUUUCCAUCAUGUCUUACUCUGUCAAGUAUACAAGUUCAUUGUAUGGCCGUUUUCGCAAAGUGCAAUUGGACAAGAAAACUUAUCAGAUAAACCCAGCAAAUUCAAGAGAGGCAUUGAUGGAAGCACGGGAAGAUGAAGCUGAAGGAGCAGAUAUCCUAAUGGUGAAGCCAGCGCUUCCUUCUCUCGAUAUCAUACGUUUAUUGAAGGAUCAAACUCUGUUACCCAUUGGAGCUUGCCAGGUUUCUGGUGAGUACUCAAUGAUAAAAGCCGCAGGACUUCUAAAAAUGAUCGAUGAGGAAAAGGUUAUGAUGGAGUCAUUGAUCUGCUUACGCCGAGCUGGUGCCGAUCUCAUUCUUACUUACUUCGCCCUUCAAGCUGCUACAAUACUAUGCCACGAAAAUAAAAGAAAUUAUUUCAACUAGUCGUCGAUUAUUUCCGUUCGUUUUGUGUUUAUUACAUAUAUAUAUACAUCCACAACCAGAAUUAAUUGUACAACUUGAAAAACUUUUUUAAGAAUAAAAAUGUACUUUUUACACA